AACACAGGGGUUAUGUUGAUGGGUUGUAGGGUCCUCAUUUGUCUUGGUAACAGACAAAAAAAAAGAGUAAAUUUAAAAGCCAGAAAUUCUUGUACUCCUAAAUUUAGUACCAAAUUAAAAUGAACUCUCGUAUUGCUUUCCUCUUUUCUACUCUUGUUAUUUUUCUGAUUUCUGCCUCCAUUUCUGCUUCCAAUGAUGGUGGUAAUGAGACCGAUUAUCAAGCUUUGUUGAAGUUCAAGUCGAUGAUCAGUAAUGAAGAAGGUCUAAGCUCAUGGAACUCUUCCUUUCAUUUCUGUGAUUGGAGUGGUGUUUCAUGUGGGAAGCAGAAUAAUAAAAGAGUGACUGCUCUAGUAUUGGAGUCGCGGGGCCUACACGGCUCGUUGUCUCCUUAUGUAGGGAACCUCAGCUUCCUUCAUGUGUUUUCUCUCAGGAACAACAACAUUCAAGGAAUGAUCCCUCAUGAAAUCGGUCGUCUCUCCAGGCUACGUUUCCUCUAUCUUGGCUCUAACAAAAUCAGCGGAGUCAUUCCAACUAACUUGUUUCAUUGUUCUAACCUUAAAGAUCUUGGACUCUAUGCUAACAAGCUAGUUAGAAGCAUACCCAAAGAGAUCAGUUUCCUCUCCAAACUUACUUAUCUUUCAGUUUAUGAUAAUAACUUAACCGGUGGCAUCCCGCCUAUUUUGGGGAAUAUAACAUCAAUGGAACUGUUCUCUGCUACAAGAAAUCCAUUGGGUGGGAGCAUUCCUGACACCUUAGGAAAUUGGAAAAUUUUAACAGAAUUUUACUCUGGUGCUUGUAACUUAUCUGGAAUCAUCCCUCAUUCCAUUUAUAACCUUUCACUCCUAACUAAUUUGUCCUCGCCUGUCAAUCAGCUUACUGGUAGUCUUCCUUCAGCCAUAGGUGAAAUGCUCCCUCAUCUUGAGUUCCUUCAAUUACGGGGUAACAAACUGACCGGACCUAUUCCACCCUCCAUAUCUAACUGUUCGAAAUUAAAAUUUCUUGAAUUGAUGGAUAACAAUUUUAGGGGGAAGCUGAAAAUUGACUUUGCAAAACUAAAAGAUAUAUAUUUUGUAUCCUUGGGUAAUAACAUCUAUGGAUUUGGAGAAGCAGACGAUAUGAAGUUUAUUGAUACUUUGAAGAACUGCAGCAGAAUAAAGGUGUUACAUCUUAGUAACUGCACUUUUCAAGGAGUGCUGCCCACAUCAAUUGGUAAUCUUUCUGAUCAACUCAUGAUUCUAUAUUUAGAAGGAAAUCAUUUAUAUGGAAACCUCCCUUCAAGUAUAGGUAAUCUGGUCGGCUUGAUCGGUUUCUCUUUAACAUAA
Messenger RNA from Lactuca sativa (garden lettuce), 1322 nucleotides. RefSeq lists its product as uncharacterized. Gene Ontology annotation, molecular function: protein kinase activity; protein binding; ATP binding. NCBI's taxonomy places the organism in Eukaryota, Viridiplantae, Streptophyta, Magnoliopsida, Asterales, Asteraceae. The record is from RefSeq and is a predicted model, not a curated record. Gene Ontology annotation, biological process: protein phosphorylation.